UGGAGAAAUGUUAGAAUUGAUAGUAGAGGAAAUAUCAGAAUUGAUGGUAAAGGAAUGUCAGAAUUGUAGUGAAGAAAUAUCGGAAUUAAUGAUAAAGGAAUAUUGGAAUUGUAGUGGAGAAAUAUCAGAAUUGAUGGUAGAGGAAUGUCAGAAUUGUAGUGGAGAAAUAUCAGAAUUGAUGAUAAAGAAAUAUUGGAAUUGUAGUGGAGAAAUAUCAGAAUUGAUGAUAGAGGAAUGUCAAAAUUAA
Ambispora gerdemannii is the source of this 247-nucleotide messenger RNA. The record is from the annotation of a GenBank genome assembly. Lineage: Eukaryota; Fungi; Glomeromycota; Glomeromycetes; Archaeosporales; Ambisporaceae.